Messenger RNA from Chelonoidis abingdonii (Abingdon island giant tortoise), 696 nucleotides. Lineage: Eukaryota; Metazoa; Chordata; Testudines; Testudinidae. The record is from RefSeq and is a predicted model, not a curated record.
CCCUCCGUCCCCGCCCAGCUAGACCCCGUAACCCCGGCCGGCCUGGUCCCCAGGGACGCUGAAGUGGGACUCGGGGGUGGAAGUUGAAGUAACACCGCGUAGCUUCCUCUCUGCGCGUCCCUCCUCUGAACGUGGCUCAGCCCCAUCCAGGAGCCUUGAUUCAAGUCACCCAAUGGAAAGCCUCGAUUGAAAUCACUGAUUUUAAUCAGCGUUUCCAUGUGCACCUCAGAUAUUUUGUAGAACAGGUGCAUUCUCAUUGGGAGCUAUAACCCUCAAAACAUGUUGACUUUCAACUACAGGCAAUUAAAAAUGGGUCGCCAUUUUGGAAACUUGGAAAGAGUGAGGCAUGUGAUCACUUAUAGCUUGUCUCCAUUCGAGCAGAAGGCAUUCCCUAACUACUUCACCAAAGGAAUUCCAAAUCUAUGGAGGCGAUUUCGUUCACAGGUCUUCAGGGUAGCUCCUCCUUUUGUGGUGGCCUAUGUUGUUUACACCUGGGGGAACCAAGAAUUUGAGCGACUGAAAAGGAAGAACCCUGCUCACUUUGAAAAUGAUGAGUAAUACAGCUAAUAUGGAGACCGCAGUGUAUUAAUGUCAGUGUCCCUUCCUUGUUUAUAAUCUUGUUCACAUACACACAAAGGAUAUUUAUAAUAGCAGGCUGCAAAAGCUUGUUCAAUAAAUCUUAGUUCCUGUCCUGCA